ACUCAAAUUUGUAUUUUGAACUUGUCAAAGAUCAUUAUAGGCUACCAUAGUUCUAUGAUGAGCAUCGAGAUACCUGUUGGUUUGAAGGACAUGCUGCAAGGAUACACUGUGGAGGUACUACGGCGCAGACCGACAGAUUUGGUUGAAUUCGCAAUUCAAUAUUUCACGCGUCUUCAAGAGAGCCGAAAACACGACAAACAUGCUAAAGACAGCCCGGUCAAUUCUGCUCGAAAGGGGGUGGCUUUUGAUAGUAAUUCGUUUGAAUCAGAUGAAGAUGAGGACUCUGAUGACUAUAUGCCACCUCCCACCCCAAAUAAAUACAGUCGCAGAGUAUCUGUGUGUGCGGAGGCCUACAACCCAGACGAUGAUGAGGAUGAUGACUUUGAGCCAAGGGUGGUACACCCCAAAUCAGAUGAGCAGCGUCGCAGACUCCAGGACGCCUGCCGAGAUAUAUUACUGUUUAAAACCCUCGACCAGGAGCAGUUCUCAGAGGUGCUGGAUGGCAUGUUUGAGGUGUUGGUCAAACCACAGGAGCACAUUAUAGACCAGGGGGAUGACGGAGACAACUUCUAUGUCAUAGAGAGGGGUGUGUAUGAUAUUAUUGUGCUGAUUGACGGAGUUGGGAAAUGUGUGGGGAAGUAUGACAACAAGGGCAGUUUUGGGGAGCUGGCGCUCAUGUACAACACCCCACGUGCUGCCACCAUCAUGGCCAACCAGGAGGGGGCACUGUGGGGACUGGAUCGGGCCACAUUUCAUAGACUCAUAGUGAAAAACAAUGCCAAGAAGAGGAAGAUGUACGAAGCCUUCAUUGAGUGUGUACCCCUUCUAAAGUCUCUCGAGCUCUCUGAGAGGAUGAAGAUUGUUGAUGUCGUGGGAAUGAGAGUGUUCAGAGACGGGGAGUGCAUCUUAACACAGGGGGAUAAGGCAGAUUGCUUCUAUAUUGUGGAGUCUGGGGAGGUGAAGAUCAUGAUAAUAAGCAAAACUAAGGCAGGGCAGCAGGGUAAUGCAGAGGUGGAGAUUGCACGCUGCUCUAGGGGCCAAUACUUUGGAGAGCUGGCUCUGGUCGCCAACAAACCACGUGCAGCCUCCGUCUACGCCAUGGGAGUUACCAAGUGCUUGGUAAUAGACAUUCAGGCAUUUGAGCGUUUGCUGGGUUCCUGUAAGGAGAUUAUGAAGAGGAACAUUUCCCAAUAUGAGAACCAGCUGGUAGCUCUGUUUGGUUCUAGUGUAGAUUUGAAACAUUAAUGUAUAAUUGUCUUUGUAAGAAAUGCCACACACGAACACAAUCCCACACGAGUACUUCCUGAACACAAACAGGUGGAUACACACUCUUUAGUAGUACUAAAUUAUACACAAAAAACAUAUUGGGUGACAUUUAAUUGUAGAAUCUACAAUUGACAUCCAUGUUACUACGUGUAUGACUGACAAUUUUAAUAUUUAGCUACUAGUAUUUUCCUUUUUACCAUUAUUGUGAUAGUAUCCAUGUUGGUAAAUUGUUAAUGUAUAAUUCUAGCCCAAUAAAGCUUCCUCAAGUGCUGUUUUAAACUGAAUUAAGGUCAAUGACCAAUCAAAUAUUAACAUGUACUUUGCUUUAAUAUGUCAAGACUUGUUUCACCUGCAGUGUGAGACUUCAUAAAUGUAAUCCCUGUUGAAAACCUAAAUUGUCAUUGCAUGAAUGGAAGCAGCUAAUUUGCAAUUUGUUUUUUUUUGCAAUGACAUUUUUCAUUAAAAUAAAGCUUGAUGUGCUGUG
This is a messenger RNA of Oncorhynchus kisutch (coho salmon), 1750 nucleotides long. It is a transcript of the gene prkar2ab, whose product is annotated as protein kinase, cAMP-dependent, regulatory, type II, alpha, B. The record is from RefSeq and is a predicted model, not a curated record. Gene Ontology annotation, biological process: negative regulation of cAMP-dependent protein kinase activity. Gene Ontology annotation, molecular function: cAMP-dependent protein kinase inhibitor activity; cAMP binding; protein kinase A catalytic subunit binding. The transcript has 10 exons. Gene Ontology annotation, cellular component: cytosol; cAMP-dependent protein kinase complex. Lineage: Eukaryota; Metazoa; Chordata; Actinopteri; Salmoniformes; Salmonidae. The coding region runs from base 55 to 1245 and encodes 396 amino acids.